AUGUCCACUAUGGUUUACCCGCGUGAUGAGACCUUGGAGAGACUCACGCAGGAUGAGAUAGUUCUGAACACCAAAGCUGUGAUCCAGGGGCUGGAAGCCCUGCGUGGAGAACAUGCUCAGCUCCUCAACUCCCUGCUGGACUGCAGCCAGCCCCCGGCGGCCCAGGAGAAAUCAGGCCUGCUCCGCAAAAGCAUGGAGGCCAUCGAACUGGGCCUUGGAGAAGCUCAGGUGAUCAUUGCCCUGUCGGGGCACCUGAGCGCGGUGGAGUCGGAGAAGCAGAAGUUGCGGGCCCAGGUGCGCAGGCUGUGCCAGGAGAACCAGUGGCUGAGGGACGAGCUGGCCAGCACCCAGAGCAAACUGCAGAAGAGUGAACAGAGCGUGGCCCAGCUGGAGGAGGAGAAGAAACACCUGGAGUUCAUGAACCAGAUCAAAAAGUUUGACGACGACGUCUCGCCCUCCGAAGAGAAGGCCAGCGAGACCUCCAAAGACAGCCUGGACGACCUCUUCCCCAACGAUGACGACCAGGGACCAGGUAGCGUCACGUCCCAGUCCCAGCCCAGCGGGGAGGUGGCCGCCCAGCAGGGCGGGUACGAGAUCCCCGCCCGCCUGAGGACCCUCCACAACCUGGUGAUCCAGUACGCCUCCCAGGGCAGGUACGAGGUGGCGGUGCCGCUGUGCAAACAGGCGCUGGAGGACCUGGAGAAGACGUCCGGUCACGACCACCCCGACGUGGCCACCAUGCUCAACAUCCUCGCCCUCGUCUACAGGGACCAGCAUAAGUUCAAAGAGGCAGCCCACCUGCUGAACGACGCCCUGGCCAUCAGAGAGAAGACCCUGGGGAAAGACCACCCGGCCGUGGCCGCCACCCUGAACAACCUGGCCGUGCUGUACGGGAAACGGGGCAAGUACAAGGAGGCGGAGCCGCUGUGUAAGCGAGCACUGGAGAUCCGAGAGAAGGUCCUGGGGAAGUUCCACCCUGAUGUGGCCAAACAGCUGAAUAACCUGGCCCUGCUCUGUCAGAACCAGGGCAAGUAUGAGGAAGUGGAGUAUUACUACCGCAGGGCCCUGGAGAUCUACGAGUCCAAACUGGGCGCCGACGACCCCAACGUGGCCAAGACCAAGAACAACCUGGCGACCUGCUACCUCAAACAGGGCAAGUUCAAAGACGCAGAGUGUCUGUACAAGGAAAUUCUGACCCGCGCCCACGAGAAAGAGUUUGGAUCCGUCAACAAUGACAACAAACCAAUCUGGAUGCAUGCGGAGGAGAGAGAGGAGAGCAAGGGAAAGAAGAAGGACGCAGGUCCUUAUGGAGAAUACGGCAGCUGGUACAAAGCCUGCAAGGUGGACAGCCCCACUGUCAAUACCACUCUCAAAAGCCUGGGGGCGCUGUACCGCCGACAGGGCAAACUGGAGGCAGCCGAGACACUGGAGGGGUGCGCUAGUAAGACCCGUAAACAGGGGCUGGAUGCCUUUAAUCAGAGUAAGGUGGUGGAGCUGCUGAAGGAUGGAGGAGACAGACGGCAGAGCCGAGAAGGUCUGAAUGGCCCCGGGGGCCAGCGGGGCGACGGCGAGGGUGACGAGGCUGAGUGGAACGGGGACGGGAGCGGAUCCCUGCGCAGGAGCGGGUCCUUCGGGAAGAUCAGGGACGCGCUGUGGAGAAGCAGUGAGAUCCUGAAAAAGAAACUGCAGGGCAGUGGCCCCCAGGAGCCCCGAAACCCCGGAAUGAAGAGAGCAAGCUCCUUGAAUUUCCUCAAUAAGAGAGCAGAGGACACUGCACAGGAGGAGAACAGUGGCCUAUCAGACUGCAGAGGACUCAGUGCCAGCAACGUGGACCUGACCAGACGCAGUUCUCUGAUCGAUUAAGACGCGAGACCGUAUUUGGACGAGGGGCGGGGCU
Molecule: messenger RNA, 1897 nt
Organism: Chanos chanos (milkfish)
Lineage: Eukaryota; Metazoa; Chordata; Actinopteri; Gonorynchiformes; Chanidae
Gene: klc2
Product: kinesin light chain 2
Exons: 13
Coding region: 1-1863 (620 amino acids)
Biological process (GO): microtubule-based movement
Cellular component (GO): kinesin complex; cytoplasm
Molecular function (GO): kinesin binding
Source: RefSeq, a predicted model, not a curated record